Brachypodium distachyon (stiff brome) is the source of this 3860-nucleotide messenger RNA. RefSeq names its product replication factor C subunit 1. Gene Ontology annotation, cellular component: DNA replication factor C complex; nucleus. Gene Ontology annotation, biological process: DNA replication; DNA repair. The transcript has 22 exons. Lineage: Eukaryota; Viridiplantae; Streptophyta; Magnoliopsida; Poales; Poaceae. The record is from RefSeq and is a predicted model, not a curated record. The coding region runs from base 368 to 3511 and encodes 1047 amino acids. Gene Ontology annotation, molecular function: ATP hydrolysis activity; DNA binding; DNA clamp loader activity.
GAGAAACGACCCACGGCCCCAGGAGGCCACGACCUCUCCUUCCACCGCAAGCCCCCGCCUUGAGAGAACCGCGCGCCGCUCCACCCGACAACCACCAUCCAGCCUCCCUCCCACCAAGGAAACCAAAACCGCGCCGCCGCUCGCGCGCGCACCCCCGCCGCAUCCUCUCCCCUCCCCCGUCUUGCCAGUGACGCGAAGACCCUAGGGCCCCCACGCGAGGGCGGACGAAGCCAGGGCGCGCGUCCCCCUCUAAAACCCUAGAGGUAGAGGGGCGCCGCCUCCAUCGGUUGAGCCAAGAACCGACGAGUCUCGGAUCUCUUCGCGCUCCGGGGCCCGGAAAGAUCCGGGUUUUUCUCCCUCAUUGGAGAUGUCGUCGGAUAUCAGGAAAUGGUUCAUGAAGCCGUGCGACAAGAAUGCUGGUGCGGCCAAGCCCUCCGGCGCGUCUGCGGGUGCGACUGGGGCGAAGAAGCCUGUGCUCAGCAUUCCGGAGAAGGCGGCGCCAUCUAAGGUGCCUGGUGAUAAAGAUACUUCAGCUAGAAGGAAGGCAAGCAAGUACUUCGCACCCAAAACAGAAACAGAUUCAGAUGUUACUGAGACCAGUUUGUCUAAAAGGAAACUUCAGAAAAGCAGCGAUGAACUCGAUGAUGAUGUCAAGCCUUUGGCAGCGCACAAAGUUCUUGAGGAUGAAGACGAUGAUGACUUUGUGUCACCUUCGAAAAAGAAAACUCCUGUUAAGCCGCCACCAUCAAAGAAGUUGAAGGCUGCAUCUAAUGAUGAUGAUGAGGACAGGAUGGAUGAAGAUGCCAAGACCCCUUCCAAAGCAGCUGGAAGGGGAAGAGGGAGGGGAAGGGGAAGGGGAGGAAGAGGAGCAGGAGCAGGAGCAGCUCAUGGAAAGGCUAGUACUGAUGAUGAUGAUGGUGAGGACAUGAUGGAUGAAGAUGCUAAGACCCCUUCUAAAGCAGCUGGAAGGGGAAGGGGCAGGGGAAGGGGAGGAAGAGGAACAGCUCAUGGGAAGACUUCUAGUCUUGAUGAUGAUGGCGAGGAGGACAGGAUGGAUGAAGAUGACAAGACCACUUCCAAAGCAGCUGGAAGGGGAAGGGGUGGAAGAGGAGGAGCUACUCCUGGUGGAAGAGGAAGAGGAGGGGGUGGGAGAGGUUUCAUGAAUUUUGGUGAAAGGAAGGACCCUCCUCACAAAGGGGAGAAGGAGGUCCCAGAGGGUGCCCCUGACUGUUUAGCUGGUCUGACAUUUGUCAUAAGUGGCACUCUUGACAGUCUUGAACGUGAGGAAGCGGGGGAUCUGAUAAAGCGUCAUGGGGGCCGUGUUACUGGCUCUAUUAGUAAAAAGACGAGUUACUUAUUGGCUGAUGAAGACGUUGGUGGAGUGAAAUCUACCAAAGCAAAAGAUCUUGGUGUCCCGUUCUUGACUGAAGAUGGUUUGUUUGAUAUGAUCCGGAAAUCCAAGCCUGCAAAGCCUCCUGUAAACAAACAUGAAAUGAACAAAAUUUCAGAAAAGCUACAAAAAUCACCAUCCAAGAGCUCCCCAGUUAAAGUUGAAAGAAGAGCUGUUGAUCAAGUCAGUACCAUCAACAAAAGUAUUGCUUCAAAGAGUAAUAAAGAAAGUGCCUCUACAGACUACCAAAAGGCCAAGAUUGUUGACCGUGGUGCUUUACAAUGGACCGAAAAAUAUCGACCUAAAGUUCCAAACGACAUAGUUGGCAACCAAUCAAUGGUUAAACAACUUCAUGAUUGGUUGAAAAGUUGGGAGGGGCAAUUCCUUCAUUCUGCCCAAAAGGGUAAAGGAAAGAAACAGAUUGAUGGUGGAGCUAAAAAGGCUGUAUUACUGAGUGGACCUCCAGGAAUUGGUAAGACUACAACUGCGAAGGUUGUCAGUCAGAUGCUUGGAUUGCAGGCCAUUGAGGUUAAUGCAAGUGAUAGCCGUGGUAAAGCAGACUCCAAGAUCGAGAAAGGUGUUGGGGGGAGCACAUCAAAUUCUAUCAAAGUGCUUAUCAGCAAUGCUACUCUGAAUUAUAGUGACAACCGGACAAAGCCGCCUAAGGCUGUACUCGUCAUGGACGAAGUUGAUGGUAUGUCUGCUGGUGAUAGAGGUGGAGUUGCUGAUCUUAUUGCGAGCAUCAAGAUAUCCAAGAUUCCUAUAGUUUGCAUUUGUAAUGACCGUUAUAGCCAGAAACUGAAGAGCCUUGUAAAUUACUGCUUGCUGCUCAACUUCAGAAAACCAACAAAGCAGCAGAUGGGUAAGAGGUUGAUGGACAUUGCCAGAAAAGAAGGUAUCCAAGCUCAAGAGAAUGCAAUGGAAGAGCUUGCAGAAAGAGUACAUGGUGAUAUUCGCAUGGCACUAAACCAUUUGCAAUACAUGAGCCUCUCCCAGUCUGUGGUCAAAUAUGAUGAUAUAAGAUUGCGUCUUAAUAGUAGUGCAAAAGAUGAGGAUAUCUCUCCCUUCACGGCUGUGGACAAGCUGUUUGGUUUCAAUGGUGGGAGAUUACGGAUGGAUGAGCGAAUUGAUUUGAGCAUGAGCGAUCCUGAUUUAGUUCCCCUGAUUAUCCAGGAAAAUUAUAUCAAUUAUCGGCCAAGUGCUGUUGGGAAGGAUGACAGUGGAGUCAAAAGAAUGAAUUGUCUUGCCCGUGCUGCUGAGUCCAUUGCAGAUGGUGAUAUUGUUAAUGUACAAAUAAGAAGAUAUCGACAGUGGCAGCUGUCCCAAGCUGCUUGUUUGGCUUCAUCUAUAGUACCUGCUGCUUUGAUGCAUGGUAAUAGAGAAACUUUUGAAGCGGGUGAACGGAACUUUAAUAGGUUUGGUGGAUGGUUGGGCAAGUACUCAACUACUAACAAGAACAAAAGGCUACUGGAAGAUGUCCACAGUCAUAUUCUUGCAUCACAGCAAGCAAAUGUGGACAGGGAGGCGUUGAGGCUUGAUUAUCUCACUCUUCUCUUGAGACAAUUGGCUGACCCACUGAAGACAAUGCCUAAGGAUGAAGCUGUCCAAAAAGUGGUGGAGUUUAUGGAUACCUACUCCCUAAGCCAAGAAGAUUUUGACACCCUUGUUGAAUUAUCCAAAUUUAAGGGUCAUCCAAAUCCUAUGGAUGGUAUUCAAGCAGCUGUUAAAAGUGCCUUGACAAAGGCAUACAAACAAGGAAGUAGUUCUCGUGUUGUUCGAUCAGCUGAUCUAAUAAAUAUCCCAGGCAUGAGAAAACCUUUAAAGAAACGAGUGGCAGCAAUCCUGGAGCCAGUGGAUGAGAGUGUGCCUGAAGAAAAUGGAGGAGCAGCUGAGGGUGAUGAGGAGGAUUCUUCUGAUGCUGAAAAUGAUGAUGAACUUGUGGCUGGUGACUCGAAGCCGAAACUGGACCUGCAGAGUGAUAAGAAGAAAGGAAUUCAAGUGCAGCUUGAAUUGAAGAACAACGGCAAUGGCUUGGGCGCAAAGAAGGCGCCAGCGAAAGCAAGAGCUUCUGGGUCUGGAGGGAAGGCUGCUGCAGGCUCAGGUGGAAAGAGGAAGAGGUAACCGACUGCCGCAACUUAGUCAGCGGCAUGGAGACUGCCGCAACUUAGUCAGCGGCACGGCGGGGUCGGAAUGGACACUUCAGAAUGUUGGAGCAGAUUGAGGCUCAAAGUUUUGCAUGUACAUAUCUUUGUAGGCAAUAGGCAACGGUGUAUCUGCUCCAUGUGUGUCCAAGUUUUGUUACCUCGGCCUGUAUGCAUGAUUGGCAUUUAGAGCAGUGAGAUUACCAACUUGAUUUGCUGUACGUGUGCUCAUUUCUUCCGAUAGCUAGCGUUUGUCUAAAAUAGUUCUCCAUCUAUUGGCAUUCUCUAGUGUAUGGUCCAAUUUUGUUUUAAAUUUUUUGAAUUGCUUA